This is a messenger RNA of Macrosiphum euphorbiae (potato aphid), 657 nucleotides long. NCBI's taxonomy places the organism in Eukaryota, Metazoa, Arthropoda, Insecta, Hemiptera, Aphididae. The record is from the annotation of a GenBank genome assembly.
AUGGACAACUUUGGUGACAAUUUUGAUGAUGGUGACGUCGAUCCAGCUGCAGAAUUUUUAGCUCGCGAACAGACCCAAUUGGCAGGCUUGGAAGAUGAUCUCGGCACACCCAACGUACCGAUCGGUGUCACCCAAACAUUAUCUAACGGUUCAGGAAGCAGCUUUGAAAUAAUUGAUAGCGCAGAAAACCAGUUAACUAACCCUGAGAUUGAAAAUGGAUUAACAAAUGGUUUUACAGUUACAAAUAGUGAUGAUGACACACCAUCACCAAUAAUUGCUCCUAAAAUUGAGAGGGAAGAACCAGAAAAGAUUAAGAAAUGGCGAGAAGAACAGAAGACUCGAUUAGAAGAAAAAGAUGCUGAUGAAGAAAAAAAAAAAGAAGAAUUACGGCUGGUCGCUAAAAGUGAAUUGGAAGAAUGGUACAAGAUUCACAAGGAACAAAUUGCAAAAACUAAAGAUGUUAAUCGAAAUGCAGAGAAACAAUUUGUUGCUGAAUCUGAUGAAAUUGAGCCAGGCACUGAAUGGGACCGCAUCUCAAAACUCUGCGAUUUUAACCCCAAAUCGAGUCGUGCUAGUAAAGAUGUAACGCGUAUGAGAUCUAUCAUUCUUCAACUUAAACAGACUCCACUGAAAAAACCUGUAUCACCCGCAAAAUAA